Messenger RNA from Thamnophis elegans (Western terrestrial garter snake), 1374 nucleotides. RefSeq names its product NudC domain containing 2 (gene NUDCD2). Lineage: Eukaryota; Metazoa; Chordata; Lepidosauria; Squamata; Natricidae. Gene Ontology annotation, biological process: protein folding. Bases 159 to 632 code for a protein of 157 amino acids. The record is from RefSeq and is a predicted model, not a curated record. The transcript has 4 exons. Gene Ontology annotation, cellular component: cytoplasm.
AUGGGCGAUGUUGUAGGAAGCUGGCGGAAGUCUGGCACGCUUCGCUCCCCGUGGUUUCUACCGGAAUAGUUCCGAAGGCAAGGCGAAGCGGAUCGGACGAGCGGCAGCGGGCAAAGGCGCAUGCGUCUUUUUCUCCCCAAACUUGAGCGGCCAAGUAGAUGUCUGCGCCGUUCGAAGAGCGGAGCGGGCUCGUGCCCUGCGCCACUCCCUGGGGACGCUGGUACCAAACCAUGGAAGAGGUCUUCGUCGAGGUGAACGUGCCGCAAGGGACCCGCGCGCGGGACGUGGAAUGCAGCCUGAAAAGCCGGCACUUGGCUUUGACCGUAGCGGGGAAGGAGGUGCUCAAGGGUAAUCUAUUUGACUCUACAAUAGCUGAUGAAGCAACCUGGACACUAGAGGAUCAGAAAUUGAUACGAAUCACCUUGACAAAAACCAACCGUGAUGCUGGAAACUGUUGGAGUUCCCUGUUGAAGAAUGAGUAUGCUGCUGAUCCCUGGCUUCAAGACCAAAUGCAAAGGAAGCUUACAUUAGAAAGGUUCCAGAGGGAGAACCCUGGAUUUGACUUCAGUGGAGCAGAAAUUUCUGGAAAUUAUACCAAAGGAGGACCAGACUUUUCCAGUCUUGAAAGAUAGCAUGUCCUAUAUUUCCUCCAGUUUCUACAAAAUGACAAAGCAUUAAGCUUCAGAAUAGCUUACUGUUUUUUUCUGGUCAGCUUUAAACCCCAAAAUAAUGACUGUUAUCAGAAUUGCACAAACAGUAAUUAAAAAAAAACAUUUCAUGCAUACUCAGAGCAAUAUAUUUUUUUUGGGAAAGUCUGUGAUCUGGCUUAUUUUUUGCCAAAGCAGUUAAGUAAAAAAAAAAAUCACUACCUAAAUGCUCUGGCUUUCUCUACUGGCAAAUAACUAAAAUAACUGAAAUAUGGAAAUUUAUUUUCAAAUACAUUGUUGCAUGGCAUAAGAACACAUUUUGAAGGCUAGUGAUUAAAAACUUAUUAGCCAUCCCGAAAAUUUGUACUAAGCCAACUUCAACACUAUUUCACAGAAGAAUCAUUAAAACUAGUAAUGUUAAAAUCUGGUAUAAUUAAUACCUUCUAUAAUUUGGUGCCAAACUGUAUUGUCAGUCAAACCAUAACAUGCAAUAUGCAUUCUUGGGUAAAGCCAUUUAGCAUUCAUAAAUUUAUCCCUGACAUUCUUUAGAAGAAUAGGCAUUCCAGUGUGUAUAUUCUUUUAAUGAAACUCAGAGAACCAUUUUAGCUACUUUUAAAGAACUAUUUAUGCCAAGGAAGAUUUUUGACUUAUUUUGACUUUGUGUUAUAUAUCAAACUGGCUGGAACACUUGAUAAAAUAAUUAAAGCACAUGUACUUUUUCAUGCGA